Dicrocoelium dendriticum is the source of this 4577-nucleotide messenger RNA. NCBI's taxonomy places the organism in Eukaryota, Metazoa, Platyhelminthes, Trematoda, Plagiorchiida, Dicrocoeliidae. The record is from the annotation of a GenBank genome assembly.
AUGAUGUUGUUCAGAGAUACACUGCAGCCUGUCCUAUUCCCCAUUCUCUAUUUCAAUGUUUUGUCUGUCUGGGCUCAAUUUACGGUGGAGUUUACACUACCUGAGAACUGUCCUCUGAACACAUUGGUUGGAAGUUUGUAUAACCAACCACCUUUGGGCAGUGCACUGCCCCUGUACGCGACCACAAAGAACGCAUUUCAAUUACUCACGCCAACAAACCUGUUCUAUUUAAAUGAGACCAGCGGGGAUUUAUUAACACGAAAUCAGAUCGACCGAGAAACCAUAUGUUCCGAUUCUGGUCCGUCGAUAAACACGCUGAAUGGCCUUCCCUUGCAGCAGCAUAGAGGUGACCAGCGGUCAUCGGACAAUGCGGCGGAUACUGUCUGUCGGUUUCGUCUACAGGCACUUUAUUUCACACACUCUCAGUCGAACUCAGAUGUUCACCAGCACCACGUAAUUAUCAUCACCAUCAUUGUUCUAGAUAUUAACGAUAACCCACCCGGCUGGCAGGAAAGCACUAUUACGUUUUCUGUGACCGAGCACACACCUGUUGGCACAAGAUUCUUAUUACCCAGCGCGUAUGACCCAGAUUGUGGCCCUGUGAACACCACAAUAAGCUAUACUACAAGAAGUAUUCCUAUUAAUGGGAAACGUGUUAAUGAUAUUGAUGUGACAGACCACCAAGAAGCCUUUCAGCUUGACACCGAAUUGGUAUCUGGGCUGAAUAAUCCAGAUUUCGGUCACAGCCUGUGGAGCGGACAUUCUGCUGGGUGCUUCAGGAGAGAUUUUAAGCUCUGGCUUCGCGUAAUUCGCGAUCUGGAAUAUGACGAAUCGCCCGCUUUGUAUGAUGGACUAAAGGAAAAUGAACAAAUGAGGACAAACAGCCUGCGAUCAAGACAUAUGCAGUUUUAUUUGCUUGGUGCCGAUGGUGGACAGCCAGUUGCGCUUACUGGUUCCGUUCUAAUUAGCAUUACUGUUACCGACACAAACGACCACGCACCUGUGUUUCGGUUGCAAAGAAAAUUGGAGGAAAGUCAGCCGCAGCAUAUUACUAUCCCCGUUCCACCAGGAGAAGAGAUCAUCCAGGUGGAGGAAAACAUGGCGGUAGGUAGAGUUGUGUACACAGCUCAAGCUGUGGACAUUGACGACAGUGAUAAGGGAAAGUUGAAAUUCUAUAUGGAAACAUCGGCAGGCAGUUUAACGAGGACGAUAUUUGAGGUAAGAGCAAAAACAGGGGAAAUCGUGUUGCUCCAGACGUUGGACUAUGAGAAGAUCAAAUAUAUGAUUGUGCCUAUAGGGGUUACAGAUGGUAAACAUAGAGUUUCACUCAGAGUUCACAUAUUCGUUAUCAAUCAAAACGAUCACCCUCCCACAAUAACAAUCCAACCAGUUGUGCCACCAGGUUCGCCGCAAAAAGGAACGCAGGGUCGUUUGCAACGCCCAUUUAGCACCCACCUACCACAUGGAAAAGCCAUGGUGACUUUAUAUGUGAGAGAACACGAGCCUCCAGGCAGGUUUAUUGCCACUGUCACCGUGAGUGACACAGACGAAGUUCCAGGAUCCGGCAGUGUUUUACCAGGCCAGAAUUCUUAUGCAUCUUCAGUGCAUAUGACACCCAACCGCAAGUUUGAGGAGAAAGAUGUGUAUGGUUCAAGAAUGCCUUGCCAGAUCAACCUUAAGGGAUUAUCACUUCAACCAUUAUUUGAUGGCGCCAUUAAUCAAUUCAAGUUGCUUACGACCAUCACUUUUGACCGUGAGCAACAAACCGAGCAAUACGCCGUAUUGACCUGCGUGGAUCGGGGUCAGCCGCCGUUAUCAUCUCAAAUGAGCUUACACCUGGUGAUUGAAGAUAUAAACGACCAUAUACCUGUAUUCAAACAAAAUAAAAUGAUAGCAUAUUUAAAAGAGAAUGAACCUCCGGGGAGCAAAGUUUAUGUUGUGGAGGCAACAGAUUCAGACAUUGGUGUUAACGCGCAGCUUACUUUCAGUCUAGAUGUGGAUCACGGUAAUGAUUUUGCUAUCGAUCCGACAACUGGAGUACUAACAAGCUUACGUUCGUUUAACCGCGAACAUGAAGAGCAAUUUAAUUUAACGGUCAGGGUUUCUGAUCGAGGGAAUAUUCAUACAAGCAAUCAAAGUUCCCGGUAUGCGGUAUUCGGUACAGAACUAGAUGAGGAGGAGCAACAUAUGCUCACUGGGAAAGUACAUGUGUAUAUACAGGAUGUAAAUGACUGUCCGCCUGUCUUCACAAACCCGCUGUACCAAUUAUCCGUCCCAGAAGAUGCCAAAAGUAACCUCUUGCUAGGACAGAUAAAUGCAAACGACAGUGAUGCAACUGAAGCAAAUAAUCAGAUACAUUACAAACUCAGACCCCAAACUGGGAGUUCGGAUGUCCAAGAAUUCCGCGUCUCUCCACAAGGCUACAUUUAUGUCUCCCGUGGAAAUUUGGAUCGAGAAAAAGUUUCUAGUUACAGUUUCUUCCUAGUUGCAAUUGAUUCAGGCAUCCCACCUUUGUCCUCGUCUACUCAAGUUCAUGUAUAUUUGAUGGACGUCAAUGACAAUGCUCCAACGUGGUUAUUCCCAACACAUAACAACCAAAUUAUAAAUGUGACGGUUAGCGAACCAGUAGGUUACCGGUUGGCUCAGCUAAAGGCCGUGGAUCCGGACGACGGCGAAUAUGGAGAGGUUCAAUAUCGGUUGGUGCAGAGCAGUAAAAUUACCAUCACAGAUGCCUCUUUUCAUAACAAUCCCAUACCAGUUUCAGCUGGCUUACUUGCCAACGCUUUGGACGAUGCACGAACUGUGAACCCGGGCUUCAUGCGGCAAAAUAUUAAAGAUCUUUUUGAACUUGACCCAAUCAGUGGUUCAUUAUAUAUCGGACGUUCAAUGGGUCUGGAUGACGUAGGAACAGCCAAGCUGGUUGUGGAGGCCAGUGACCAAGGCCGUCCGCCUAAAGUGAAUCAUCGUAUUCUACAAGUGAACGUGUUAAGAUAUCUAACUCACACAAGUGCCUCUUCCCUUGACCAUUUUGGAGAACUGGAACCCGUUGGAAGUGGAGGAGAAAAAAGCAUUCACAGGGGACAUACUAAUGGCCAGAGUGGGCAAGUCGAGAAUGACCUGAUUGUAAUUGUGAUCAUGGUAGCCAUCACACUGAUCAUAUCUCUCGUGCUUAUUAUGGCAAUAUUAUUUCUUCGCUGCGGUGUUUGUCCACUAAGGGGAUUCCCACACUAUAGUUCAGCAUUACAGAAUGAUUGUCGACGUACACUCAAUCGAACCCAUCAUCUGGAGGAAGUUUUCAGGGAUUCUGGGAAUAUUGACGACCUACACACGGGAAAUUGCAACCAGUUCAGUGAUACUUGUUUAGGCGCUUUCCACCGUGCCACGGAGUCUGAGCAGAUGUGUCAAAGUUUUUUGUCCACUUCGGGCACUGACCCUUGGGUUGUUACAACUUUGAGCCCGAAAAUCAACUCCCAUAGAGGACUGGAAACCAUCAACUUUAACCGCACCGGUGGCAGCGUUUCGCGUUUUAAUUCGCCAGUUGCGGUUUAUGACUUCACAAAAAGACCUAGCAUUCCAGGCCUAACAACAAAAUCCAAGCUGUUCUACGAAAGGCCAAUUGAACCACAAUCUGUAACAAGCUCCCCAAAUCAUGAGGUUAAAUUGGUACUUUCGAAACGGCCCGUUCCAGCAUCGGAUGCAGUGGCGUGUUCAACGUUUCGUGCAAGUUGCUCUCAUCUGAGCACCACUCCAAGCAGACUGAUUAGGAAGUGCGAUGAUACUGACAGCCUGGAUAGCGGCCAGGGAAGAAGUAGUGCCACAGAAAAUGGAGCAGCUUCGUUCCCAGAUACAUCAAACGGGGAUGAAAAAUGGAACGCUCGGCUAUCAACAUUUGGUGGUCUAACUUCACGUAAAUCUCACUGUGACAAUCAAUCAUCUAGGCAACCUAAUUCGGAUGUCGAGCUUCGUGCUUUUGGAAGACAAGGCACUCUGCUUACAAGACCCAAGUGUGGCACGUUACCAUUGUCCUUUGGCGACGAAAAUCGCGACGAUGUGUUGGGCGCCAAAUCAAUCACGGAUGUCUCAAAAGACAAGCACAAAUGCGCUAACAGUGAAGUAAGAUCGGUGAAAUUAGCAUCCUCAAAGAUGAGGCAAUCAGUCACUUGGUUAGAUUCCAAUCACGAGACGUACGAACGAAAAGCACAGCUCGGUUGUUUCAUGGAGGAAAAAACUCCGCCCGAGUGUCAUGCCGAUGGAAAGUUCAAAAUCAAAGAGGACACACUGGUCCUUUACAGCCCAACUGAUCCUUUGGGCUACACACAAUUGGCACGUUCACCGUCUAUCAGCAAUUGUGAUAGAAUGUCGCCAACUCUGAGUGUUUACUCAUCUUUUCCUACCAGUUUUGUAUAAACUGUAUUUUUCCCUUUUGUGUGAUGCCUGCAAGCUUAAUUCCUUGUGAACGCCGCAGUUACUUGCAUUUCUGGUGGCUUCUUGUACAUUUCUGACAAUGAUCUUUAGUGCGAUUUCUAUCAGAAAGUGACAUUUCCUUAGUCAUUUGAAUAUAGACGCUGUCGGAGUCU